Messenger RNA from Cyprinodon variegatus (sheepshead minnow), 3219 nucleotides. RefSeq names its product ring finger protein 24 (gene rnf24). Gene Ontology annotation, molecular function: zinc ion binding; ubiquitin protein ligase activity. NCBI's taxonomy places the organism in Eukaryota, Metazoa, Chordata, Actinopteri, Cyprinodontiformes, Cyprinodontidae. Gene Ontology annotation, cellular component: endomembrane system. The transcript is spliced from 7 exons. Bases 444 to 917 code for a protein of 157 amino acids. The record is from RefSeq and is a predicted model, not a curated record.
GGUGGUAGUGGGUGAGUAACCGCGUACGUGCAAAUCGUGCAGACUGCCAAAGGCGAGCGUCAGAAACGAGGCUUUCUGUUCAGUAACUGCGAACCCCUCCUUCAUUAAACCAAAUAUCGGCCUCUCUCUGGUUCGGUCCAGAUUAAUUCCCCGGAUCGGAACCAACAGUAUCUGCAGCAGCUCUGAGAACAUCCCAGGCGGAGCUGGUUUGUUUGUGAUGAGGAGGUCGCCCUGCUGCAGGGCUUUGCGUAACAUUCAGAUAAGAAGGAGGAGAGGACAUUUUUUUUUAUCGCGAGGACUUCUUUCACUUUGGUUUCAGUCUUAAAAUAAAUGGUUUUGUGAAGAAAUAAGCAGCUGACAUUUAACACUACUACAGACGCCGGACAAGGGGAAAUAACUGAGGCCUGUGCUGCAAGUCUCUGCAGACUUUUCUGCUCUUCAGCAUGAAGGCACCACUUGGAAUAUUCAUGAGCUCCGAUUUCCCACACUACAGUUUCAAGAUGCCAAAUAUAGGGUUCCAGAACCUUCCUCUUAAUAUCUACAUUGUGGUGUUUGGGACGGCCAUCUUUGUCUUCAUCCUCAGCCUCCUCUUCUGCUGCUACCUGAUCAGGUUACGGCACCAGGCACACAAAGAGCUUUAUGCAUACAAACAAGUCAUCCAGAAGGAAAAAGUCAAAGAGUUAAACUUGCAUGAGAUAUGUGCAGUGUGCUUGGAGGAGUUUAAACAGAAAGAUGAGCUGGGGAUCUGUCCAUGCAAACACGCCUUUCAUCGGAAGUGCCUCAUUAAGUGGUUGGAGGUGAGGAAGGUGUGCCCGCUGUGCAACAUGCCCGUCUUACAGCUCGCCCAGCAGGCCGGCACCACGGAGCCCCCUGCGCCCGUACAGCAACCCCUGCCCGGCGCAGAGAACCUGGUUUAACGAGCGCCGGGCGCCUUUCUAAAAGCACUCGGCCCAGAAACCACACCCCAACGCUCACCUUAAACAGACACACUUGGCUGUGAACUGACAGAAACUGGAGUGAGUGCACAGAAACUCACCAAACCGAGAGUCUGCAGCCAUCAUCACCUACGCAGGAGUCCCUCACCAUCAGCAGCGCUGAGUGGCUCACAAUCAGCUGCUCCGUUUUUAUUAUUUUUUUUACUUCAUAGACGAUGAAGUUGAUCUAGAAGUUUUUUCCUUUUUAGUCACUUUUCCACAACCAAAGCGCUUUUUCUGGACGGCACCAGCAAAAGACAAGGAAGAAGAAAAUGACAAAAAAAAAGAAAAGCCAAGAACUUUAUGACACUAAGAUUUUCUUUUUGUUUAAAAAGCACUUUAUGAGAAGGCAAACCUUUAUUGCUUUAGGCCUAAGGUCAUGUGUUUUAUUUAAUUUCUUUUCUUCAUCUCCGUGUACAAAGCAGAUCUAUAUGUUUUAAAAACACCACAAAUAUCCAGAUAUAUGUCAGAGGGACUGUAACUCUGGAAAGCUUUGGUCUGCUUUAAUGUGAAACAUUUGAUCAUGUUCCCCAUCACCCAGGCGUUACUCUGACUGAUCAGCUCAUCUCAGACAGAAACAACAUCCAGAUUUUAGGUAACCAAUGUGCUCUCUAAGCCAAGGCCUUUGAAUUGUUUCAUGGAGGAAACACUUCUAGCUUUUCAUUGCUCUGUUUUCUGUAUCAAUAUCAUCAGAUUAAGUAUUAUAUAUUUCACAGAUGAGAGCUUGAAACUUGGAAGAACAACUCUGAAAGUCACCUCACAGCAAACGUGUCAGAAGGUUAUCCUCCCUCCCAUUUCAGCCACGUUAUCUUUCUCGCCACUCAUAAGCUAUUUAUUGAUGUUUCUUUUUCUAUUUAAAACACCUUUUUUUUAAUGGUUACAGCUGCAUUUCAGAGAAUAGGUCAGUGAAUUGUCCCCAGUGCCAGGAGUCCUGCCCUCAGCGUGUUAUCAGCACAUCCUUUUAGUGGACGAACAUACGUGCACAUGGGGGAGCGGCUGGAGCUGCCCUUCCUUUCUCUCACUGCCAUAGUCAGUGGUCAGCAGGUUGGAGUGAAACAGCGUUUUCAUUCAUGCAAACGCAAAACUUUUUUUUUUUUUCACUGCAGUAAUCUGGUGCUUUCUCUCCUCUCUCCAACUCUUUCUGCACCGGUACAACACGCUUUUGUCUGGUGCCACACGUUGUUCAGCUCUGAGCCAUGGUUUUUGUCCCCCUGUUAGCUGCUUUGGUGAAUUAAUCUGCUACUUCUGUAACAUCAAUGGAAUAAAAAAGUUCCCAGAGGUUUGGGAAUAAAAUGUUUAGUAAUCUGCAGGAUUUUGUAGCGUUUAGUGAGAAUGUAAUGAUAGUGCUUGAACUGAGAACACCUGCAAGAUGUUAUAAUCAACCAUGAGAUAAUGGUUGUAGCAAAUUAGAGUUGUUGCACCCUUUCAGAUCCGAUAAUAACCACUUAGGAGACUUUUCGUAACGGGAGUACAGAUGAUACGUUCUGUAUCUGGUGCUUAUCUAUUAUUAUUAGGCCACGGCCACAUUUGGAUUCAUUUAUCUGUUCCUCUGAAAGAACCACUAAGUAACAUUUUAUUCUCAUACCCUAGCAGGUUAUGACCGAGUUAUCUCUUUUGCAGGCCUUGAUAACUUGCGGGCACAUAGGGAUGUUUUUUUUUCCCCAUCGAUGUUACAUGUAAAGCAGUUUAGUAACGAAGCUAAGGUUAAAAGGUAAAACCUGGAAUCCAUGUAAAUGAAAUGGAGAGUAAUUCUCCUUCAAACUAAGCUUCUUAUUUUCAUAUUAGAAGAUAAUAUGAUGAUGCAUUAGUCUUCAUAUCCCGUUUUUUACAAAAGAGAAUCUGAUAAGUUAGGCCUAACAUUCAGUUUCAACCUCACGGAGGUCAGUCAUUUGUUUUUUGCAAAAUUGUCCAAGCCCAGUCGGACUGUAUGCAGAGCAUUUGUAAGCAUGUUUUCCUGCCUGGGCUGCAUCAUGAUGCUGACUCUACUUAGAAACAAGUCAAAGUUAGUUGCUGCUCUCAUCCAACCAUCACUAUUCAGGGUUAUCACAUUAAAGGUGGCUGAUUAUAAAUCCAUACUGUUCUUUUUAUUCUGUCAUUUUCCUUUUAGGCCAGAGUUGGGCACUAAUUUGUGCCGUAUAUAAUCCCGAUAAAACCAGGGAAAACAUCCAAAUGUUGUUUUAAACAUCUUUGUAUCCUUUUAAACGGUGAAAGUGUCUCCAGAACAGCUCUGGUACUAAAAAAAAAA